AUGCAAGCAGCACAUCACGCAUUGGCACAGCCUUUGCGUGCCUCGACAGAGAAAGCGUCGAAAACCGCCCAUCCAACUUCUCGAAAUCACAGCUUGACAGUGACCGCCAGUCCAUCCCGAAGAGAACCUGACCAAGAAAACAACACCAAGAAGAAUGACCAACAAGGAACCCACAACGGCAUCCUCUCCAAAGCAAUCACCCCCUCCGCCCUCGAAGAACUCCAAGCCAGCACCCGCCUCCUCCACGACGAACUUCGAAAACACAACAUUCCCAUGCCGAAUGCGGCGUCCGUGUUGGAGAAAUCCUCGAAAAAGCACCUUCAAACGGCCCUCACGGAGAGUAAGUUGUUACGGAUGAGGCAUGGUGUGCAGGAGCUUUUGAGGGUUGCGAGGGAGGACGGUGGGGAGGAUGGGGAGGUGUUGGGGGCUUAUUGUGAGAGGAAUGGGGAGGAGUUGAGGAGGGUUUUGGAGGGGGGUUGA
This is a messenger RNA of Zasmidium cellare ATCC 36951, 480 nucleotides long. RefSeq lists its product as uncharacterized. The transcript has 2 exons. Bases 1 to 480 code for a protein of 159 amino acids. NCBI's taxonomy places the organism in Eukaryota, Fungi, Ascomycota, Dothideomycetes, Mycosphaerellales, Mycosphaerellaceae. The record is from RefSeq and is a predicted model, not a curated record.